UCAAAGCAAGUCCGGAUCAACCAGUGUCAGCGACGCCUUCGGUCGCUCCAAGUAAUUUAAAUCACAUUUUCUAAUUUCGAUGAGAUCUCCGUGAUAAGGGGUUAUUUAAAGAUCUGGAUCACUCUCCGCUCAGACCUGUGUUUAAAGCUGGUCGCUUGUGAUUGGAUCAGCAAAGAGGAAGCGGCUUGUCCUUCAUCGUUCCCCCCCCCCGAGCAUGAACCCACCCCUGCCGCUGUAGAACGGAACAUCGCUGCGGAUCCAGAUGGGGAACAGCGCUCUGAAGUCUCACCUGGAGACCUCCCAGAAGACGGGGGUGUUCCAGCUGACGGGGAAAGGGCUGCAGGAGUUUCCAGAGGAGCUGCAGAGGCUCACCUCCAACCUCAGAACGGUAGAUCUGUCGGGAAAUAAGAUCCAGACGCUCCCUCCCUCCAUCGGGAACUUCCUGCUACUGAAAAGCCUGACGCUGAAUUCCAACCGGCUGACUGGCCUCCCCGGAGACAUCGGGAAGCUCAAGAAGCUGGAGACGCUGAGUCUGAACGGGAACCUGAUCCAGGAGCUGCCGCCCUCCCUGGGCCAGCUCAAAGCGCUGCGGACCCUCAGCCUGGCCGGGAACCGGAUCUCAGAGUUCCCCUUGGGACUCGGCACGCUGAGGCACCUGGACGUUCUGGACCUGUCGCGAAACAAAAUCCAAAACGUACCCGCAGCGGUGUCGGAGCUGCAGGCCAUAGAGAUCAACCUGAACCAGAACCAGAUCUCCGCGGUGUCUGUGGAGGUCUCUCGCUGCCCGCGCCUAAAGGUCCUCCGUCUGGAGGAGAAUUGCCUGGAGCUGUCCUCCAUCCCUCACGCCAUCCUGACCGACUCUCAGGUGUCCCUGUUCUCGGUGGAGGGGAACCUGUUCGAGGUGAAGCGGCUCCGGGAGCUGGAAGGCUACGAAAAGUACAUGGAGCGCUUUACGGCCACCAAGAAGAAGUUCGCCUGAGGGACCCCGCUCGCCCGCCACAGCUCCAGCUCCACGCAAAGCUUCUUCCUUCCGCUGCUACAAGUCAGGGUAGUGUUCAGAGUGCUGCACAAAUAGCCCAACCUGCACAGACGCGUCCCAUUGGACGCUCGGCCGGGUCACUCAGAAGACGUCACGGUUACAGGUAACUCUUUAACGGAGCCUUCGGUGGGAUAGCAACAUCUGGCAACAUCCGGCAGACUGUGAGUUCACAAACGCUUCGAAACUAAACCGAAUGUGGCAUCGACGCAUAUUUCCGCGGACGGAAUGAGGAACGAGUUGAUGGAACUCUGAGAACCCACGCCUGAACUGAAACAUGAAACGCAGCAAGAACAAACUCUUCUGGGUCUUUUUUUUAAUAAGAUACUAUGUUGUCACGGGAUACUAACAGCCUGCUUUAUGGAGGAGCACAUCCUAAAACCCCAGUAACCCACAGCCAGUGCUUGUCUUCAGUUAGUAGUUUCUGAUGGUCUCUAUCUAUAUAUAUAUAAGCCUGUGAAGCUAUUCUCUGUAAAAAGAUCAUAUUCUGUGUCCUUUGCAUGUCCCUUUGCCAUUUUUUCGGACAGUUAAGAUCGUGUGGAGGGCAAAAGAAGGAUGAUAAUAAGUUUGAAUUAUUAUUUAUAACAAUAACUACAUUGUUUGUUUGUUUGUUUUUUAGCAAAGCAUGAGAUUUUAACAUGUAGAAAAACUGCAACUGCAGUUGGGCGGAUGCCUUUUGGUCAGAUAACUUUCCUUGAAGCUGAGAAAUACCUUUUUGUAGUUCACGUUCAGGAGGCUUGAGCUGGUGUUCCCAAAUUGAAGACGGAAUAAAGAAAAUAGCAUAUUAAAACAGUCUUGUAACACUCAGAACACAGACUAAAGUAAAUAAAACAUUACAAAAUGUUAAGCGUUAUGUAAACCCAUUUUGUUUAUGAACAUUUAUUCGCUGUAUUUAAUAUGAAUGAAACAUCAUCUGAGCUCUGAACUCCAGCCCUAGAAGCACCUCUCACAAUGGGUACGAUGCAAAUAAGAGAAUCUUUAUAUCAUCACAACCUUGUUUUCCCCCCCUUUUUUCAAAUUUAGCAUUGUGGAACAAAGACUAUGAAAUGAUUACUGAAACAUUAACAUCAGAGAUCCAGUAAAUUACAUUAAGUGUAACGGUUUUGGGUUGUUAUUUUGGGUUGUAUAAAGGGAUUGUAAUCUAUCUAAGAAGACUGCAAGUUCUCCCUUCAGCAAUGUGAAGUCAACGUUUUCUUCAUCAUCCCAUAUAGUGGAAAUGGUUUCCGGCCAGGAUUGACAGUGUCAAAAUAAACUGAAACAAAAAAGUCUUUAUUCAUCCCCAGUCGGAGGAAUUUAAAUUGUCAAGUGGCCUAAAUUGACACAGAUUUCACAUUAAAGGAAAUGAAUAAAUUAAAUAAGUACAUUAUUCAAAUCAAAUGAACGGAUAAUGAUAAAUCAGAAGUAAAGCAGAAGUUAGAUGGCAGUGAUAAAAAUAAAAACCUGUUGAGGGAAUGUUUGUUGUUCUCCAGACCAGAAAAUAUCUGCUGCUCCACCACCAUUCUCAGAGGGUCCAGUCCUCUUCCUACUAAAUAACAGAUCAUUUAUAAAAGAUUGCAUAGGUUCAUAUGGCUCCAAUGUGUAUGUAUGCCCAAAAGCUGAACAUUUUAUUGGCCAAAAAAAUAAUUAUUUAGAUUUAGAAAACAAUGCACCACACACCAUCACAUCAUUUCCCCUUUUUUAAGUCACAGCUGCAGUUUGUGUUCAAGGUUCUGCCUCAUGUUCACGCCCACAUUAAGCCAUAAAUGGCCAAUGCAAAACACCACGAGAGAGUCAAUUCAGAAAAGAGCAAAGAAUCACAAUUUCACCAAGGCGGAAAUCAGUGUUUUGGGAAGUGAGGUAGAGAGUCAAAAAAUAACUUGGUCGCCACAGAAGUGGACUGACCAAUACAAAGAUAUUACCUGUAUGUAUAAAUAUAUACAGACUCUUUCCAAAAAUUUCAAAUAUCAUGAAAAAGUUGUUUAACGCCUAUCAUAUGGAGGUAUCAGUGAUGGUUUUCCAGGUGCAGGUGCUUUGAUUGAGUGAAUUAGUGUGAGAUGCUCAGUCUAGGCAAGGCAAGUUUACUUGUACAGCACAAUUUGUGUACAAGACAAUUCAAAUAGCUUCACAAAGAAUUUCAAAAGCAGAAAACAAGAAAAGAAAAAUAAUAAAAAUUAGAUAAAAAGUGAAGGGUG
Molecule: messenger RNA, 3207 nt
Organism: Menidia menidia (Atlantic silverside)
Lineage: Eukaryota; Metazoa; Chordata; Actinopteri; Atheriniformes; Atherinopsidae
Source: the annotation of a GenBank genome assembly